Molecule: messenger RNA, 768 nt
Organism: Dovyalis caffra
Lineage: Eukaryota; Viridiplantae; Streptophyta; Magnoliopsida; Malpighiales; Salicaceae
Source: the annotation of a GenBank genome assembly
AUGAGGGGAAGAAGCUACAGCUACAGCCCGUCCCCCCCAAGGGGUUAUGGGAGGAGACACAGGAGUCCUAGCUCUUGGGGUCGGUAUGGAGGUCGUCGUAGGGAUCUUCCUACUAGUCUUCUGGUUCGCAAUCUUCGCCAUGAUUGCAGGCCUGAGGAUCUUCGUGGCCAAUUUGGACGGUUUGGUCCUCUGAAGGACAUUUACUUGCCCCGUGAUUAUUAUACUGGGGAACCACGAGGCUUUGGAUUUGUCCAAUAUUUAGAACCAGCUGAUGCUGCAGAUGCCAAGGACCAUAUGGAUGGUGAAAUUCUUCUUGGCCGGGAACUGACAGUUGUUUUUGCUGAGGAAAAUAGGAAGAAGCCUGCAGAAAUGAGGCACAGAGAUCGUCUGAGGGGUGGUCGGUACUAUGACCGCAGGCGCUCUCCAUCACCACGCUAUGGACGGAGUUAUUCUCGUAGUCCUGUGUAUUAUUCUCAUUCCCCCAGGCGAAGACAUCAUUCAAGGUCUGCUACAACUUCUCCUUAUCAAUUUAGAUCAAUUUCUCCUAGAGAUAGGAGGUAUAGAGACAGAUCCUACUCAAGGUCUCCUUAUGCUUCAAGGAGUUAUAGAGACCGAUCUUACUCAAGAUCUCCUUAUGGUUCAAGGAGCUACAGCCGGAGCAGGAGCCAGAGCCUAGAGUACUCCCGGCGGAUUCAGAUGUCAUCCGAUUCAUCUACUGCUCUUGACAGCUUGUUUAGAAAAGCCAUGGUAGGGUCUCCUUGCACGUAG